AUGCCGCCCUGGAGAGCCAUCCUCCCGUUACUUCUCCUCUUUUUCCAACACCCCGAAGCCAAAAACCCCGAGCGAUGCCCCUGCGCCCCAGGCAAAACUUGUGCACUACAGGGCAACUUCUACCCACGCAGAAAAAUUCGCUACGAAAAGUCGGCGAUUCCCGGAAACCCUAAUCAAGUUUUGCAUGUGCAAUUGGCUUUGAAAGUGAAGGAAUUCCCUACUUAUUCAUUUAUUGCCUUCCCAAAUGAGACUUCAAUUGAUGCAACUUGGCUACCAUCUCGAUUCGACACUUCGAUCGCUGAUCGGAUUCCACCGAAAAUUGCAAAUGUUUCGAAAUUUAUCGAUGCGGUCCGAAUCCACUUUGAAUUGCCAAAAGACAUAAAAGACGUUGGGAUGGCGCUGUAUUUGUUAGGGAUCUGGGGUGGAUGUUCUGGGAAUACGAAGGAUAUGUUCAAGGGGCAAUGUCAGCUCGAUGUAUCGACAGCUUCAUUACAAAGAUUUUGCCUUCCCGGUCGACCAUGCACACAUUAUGAAAAUAGCCACCAGCUGGUGCUUCGGAGGGUGACGACAGCAAAAGUCGGAGUGUUGUUAUGCUUGAUAUUUGAUAAAAAAGAUCCCUGGGAAGUUAAUGAAACUGACAUUGACAUCGCUUAUGAAAAAUGCCUAGGCAACGGCCAAUAUUCUACCGUAUUCACUGGAUACCUCUCGGAAAAAUGCCGCCUCAAAGAAAAGCAGCCAUUGCUGACGGAGACCCGAAAAAUUGCUGACCAAGAUGCGUUGUCGCGGUCUCGUUUCCUCGCGGAAAUUGGGCUGCGUAAGACGAUAAAAAGGCAUUCAAAUGUUGUGAAUUUGAUUGGUGUAAAUACCGCACCAGAAAGCCUAUGCAUAUUACUGGAAUACUGUGAACAUGGAAGUCUCUUCAAUUUUCUACAAACAAAGCUAAAAGCUUAUGUAGAGGUCCAUGAAGUCGAACAAAUCUCCAAAAACGGCCCGCCACCAGCCCCCCUAAAUUCCAAUGACUUUUUGAAGCUUGAUCAUUGCUUCCGGGUAGCAAUCGAUAUAUGCAAUGGAUUGGAACAUUUGCAUUCAUUGGGAAUUAUUCACCGGUCGCUGCAGAGUCAGAAUAUCCUGCUCGCGGCUGAUUAUUCUGCGAAAAUAUCCGGGCUGGCGUCGGCACAAAAGGAGGCCGAACCCUCAAAUAGAUUCCGAACCCAUGCACAUUUGCCAAUAAAAUAUAUGGCUCCAGAAAGUUUAAGAAAUUCUCAAUAUACUACUUCAUCAGAUAUCUGGAUGUUUGGAGUAUUAUUUUGGGAGAUUCUAACUGUCGGCGGGCUACCGUACCCUUCGGUUCCGGUUAUUCAGAUGUAUACGGUAUUGAGAAAAGCUAUACGACCACCACAACCGUUAUCCUGUUCUGAUCCUCUAUACUCUCUACUACAAGAUUGCUGGUCUUUCGAACCCACCCUUCGGCCAAAACUUGCUGAAAUCAGAAGAUUAUUACUUGGAUACAUCAGUUCUGGGGAGGUCCAUGAAGAGCUCGUUACGAUCGAUCCAUGUUCGGACAGUUAUGUACAACGCGAAGAGCCAAGA
This is a messenger RNA of Mesorhabditis spiculigera, 1590 nucleotides long. Lineage: Eukaryota; Metazoa; Nematoda; Chromadorea; Rhabditida; Rhabditidae. The record is from the annotation of a GenBank genome assembly.